AUAAAGUCAUAAACAUAACUCUUUUUCUUUUCUUUGUCAACACUCUCUCUCCCCUCUUUAUUCUCACCCGUUUCUUCUUUCUCUCUCCUCUUUCCUUUUUCUUUGAUGGUUUUGUUGCUCCAGCUAUGGCAGUAAAACUCAUGACAGGUUACAACACAGCCAAAACUUUCACUUCCAUAGCCGAAGAAAAUGCUGUCCAAGAAGCUGCUUCGGGCUUAGAAAGCGUUGAGAAACUCAUCAAAUUACUCUCUGAAGCACGCCAUAAAUACCAAACCUCUUCAUCUUCAUCUUCCUUUUCACCUUCAAAUCCCAACAACAACAACAACACUUCCAUGGAAAUUGAAAGAGACUGCAAAGCCGUCGCUGACAUCGCUGUUUCCAAAUUCAAACGUGUUAUUUCACUUCUCGAAAAAACCAGAACCGGGCACGCUCGUUUCAGAAAAGCUCCUUUACCUCAAACUCAACCUUCUGAACGAACAAUCUUCAACGCUACACCUCUUCAACAGAUUCCACCACCACCACCACCAACAACAACAACAACACUUCACCGCGCUAUAAUCAAGAGAAACGACUCAUCGAAAACCCUUAACUUUUCAUACUCAUCCGCUGCUAAUUCAUUCAUUUCCUCACUCACCGGCGACACAGACAACAAACAGCAACCGUCAUCUUCGUCGCCGGCUGGAGCUUUUCAGAUCACGAAUCUUUCUCAUGUUUCAUCUAUUGGUAAGCCACCACUGUCUUCUUCUUCCAUGAAAAGAAAGUGUAGCUCUGAAACUCUGGGUUCUGGAAAGUGUGGUAGUUCAUCUAGCCGCUGUCAUUGUUCCAAAAAAAGUAGAAAAUUAAGAUUGAAGAGGGUUGUUAGGGUUCCUGCUAUCAGCUUGAAGAUGGCUGAUAUUCCACCAGAUGAUUACUCUUGGCGAAAAUAUGGACAGAAACCUAUUAAGGGUUCACCUCAUCCAAGAGGAUACUACAAGUGCAGUAGUGUGAGAGGUUGUCCAGCAAGAAAACAUGUAGAGAGAGCACUUGAUGAUGCAUCUAUGUUGGUGGUAACCUAUGAAGGAGAACACAAUCACUCACUUUCUGCAGCAGAUGCAACUAAUCUCAUUUUAGAGUCAUCUUAAUCUUAAUUUAAUGUUGUUACAGCAUUUUCAAAAUGGAAAUUGAUGGAUAUGGUUUGUAGAAUUAAUGCAGAUUUAGUGGUUGUUUAAUUUCCCGGUACAAAAGAGUCAAAGAUGGUGGUGGAUUUGGUAAACGGAUUUGAAUGUGAAAUUGAAUCUCAAAGUUAAACAAAAGAAAGUGGGAUUUAUUGCUUA
Lathyrus oleraceus (garden pea) is the source of this 1313-nucleotide messenger RNA. Its product is annotated as probable WRKY transcription factor 15. Lineage: Eukaryota; Viridiplantae; Streptophyta; Magnoliopsida; Fabales; Fabaceae. The transcript is spliced from 3 exons. Gene Ontology annotation, biological process: regulation of DNA-templated transcription. The coding region runs from base 126 to 1121 and encodes 331 amino acids. Gene Ontology annotation, molecular function: DNA-binding transcription factor activity; sequence-specific DNA binding. The record is from RefSeq and is a predicted model, not a curated record.